Talaromyces atroroseus is the source of this 1194-nucleotide messenger RNA. RefSeq lists its product as hypothetical. The record is from RefSeq and is a predicted model, not a curated record. Lineage: Eukaryota; Fungi; Ascomycota; Eurotiomycetes; Eurotiales; Trichocomaceae. The transcript has 2 exons. Bases 1 to 1194 code for a protein of 397 amino acids.
AUGCGUGCAAUGCAUGCCUCAUUCGCCAUACUCCUCGCUGCGUUUUCGCAGCCCGCUCUUUCACUAGCUGUAACACCCGCGGCUUUGGCUACUGCUACUCCGACUCCCACACCGACUCUCCGUGUCUCGUCCGCUGACAUUGACGUUGCGCUCGAGGAACGAUCGUGCUCCAACCCAUGCGGCUACUACGCACAACUAUGCUGUACGUCAUCAGAAACAUGUAUAACAAACAGCCUUGGACAGGCCGAAUGCGUUUCCGGAGAAGCUACUACCACAACCUCGGACUCCGGAGCAUGGCAAUAUUACACAACUACGUACACCCAGACAGACCUGCAGACCAUCACCUCCACCUACAGCAGCUAUGUCACCAGCUCCUCCGCCGCAACUUCUACCUGCGCCGUAUCUCUCGGUGAGAGCACAUGUGGCACAACCUGCUGCGGAGUUUCGGAGGUAUGCGAAAAUGGGGUCUGCGUUGCUGGAGCUUCAUCCGAAGAAGCUCCCACAAGCACGGGGACAGCUACACCGGCUCUUCGCCCGACAAGCAGUGGUGCGGAAACCGUGACGGCGACGAGUACAACAGUUCCUUUCAUUGCCCCGGUGUCAACAAACGGCACCUCGGUCAUUUCCGAAGCCCACUCCGGUGGCGGUCUGAGUGGAGGUGCUAUUGCUGGAAUUGUCAUUGGUACGGUUGCGGGUGUCUUCCUUUUGAUUCUGCUAUGUGCUUGUUUGUGCAUUCGUGGAGCUGUCGAUGGCAUUCUCGCAUUUUUUGGUCUGGGCGCUGCUAGAAGACGCAGAGACACCACUGUGGUCGAGGAACGCAUAUCCCAUCAUUCCCAUGGUGGUGCUGCACCACCACCACCGCCACCGCCCGCAAGAAGGACCUGGUUCGGAGCACGCCCGUCUCGCCCAGCGCAAGGUGGUGGCGGUGAUGAGAGAUCUGGGUUUGGAUGGCUAGGAUGGGCUGCCAUCAUUGCCGGAGCGGUUGCAUUGUGUCUCGGGCUGAGGAGGAGGAGACAAGAAGACGAGAAGAGCGAGUACAGCUAUGGUCCUGGAAGCUCUUACUACUAUUACAGCGACUAUUAUAGUGGAACGAAGUAUCAGAUGAUCGAAGGACGCGAAAUACUCGAGUUACCCGAGACUCCAGAAGAUCUGGGUCGCGACGAUGAUGAAAAAGAGGGCCAUGUGGAAAUUUGA